Molecule: messenger RNA, 2208 nt
Organism: Cadophora gregata
Lineage: Eukaryota; Fungi; Ascomycota; Leotiomycetes; Helotiales; Ploettnerulaceae
Exons: 3
Coding region: 1-2208 (735 amino acids)
Source: RefSeq, a predicted model, not a curated record
AUGCCACUGCCUUCGCCGCAUCAAUCACCAAGCGGAAACAAUUUCGAUGCAACAUCGACUUCCAUGAAAGUCGAUUCGAGCAUUACAAAACCUGCCACCUUAAAACCUUUUCCUCAGCAAAAUGCAGAAAAUUUCCAAAAUGAUUCUCCGUCAAGCCCGCCUCUUCCGAAGCAAUCAGUACUUCGCCGAGCAUGGAGGAGAAUCGGCAUCACACCACAGGUUUUCAUGAUCAUGGUCAAACCAUCGAUUUCUGCAGUCAUUGCUAUGGGCAUUUACCAAAAACACUCGGUUGCAGUCAAUUACUUGAACCUUGGAUACCUUAUUAUCAUCAUAUCCAUCAUUUCUGUUCCCAUUCUACCUCGUGGGAAAUAUCUGAUGAACUUGUUUCUGUGCCUGUUCUUGACAUGCUUCGCAUGUGGAAUGGUCUAUUUAGGGAUAUGGGCGGGAGUCAAAGCUCGUCAGCACACUACUCCUCCAGAUGCAUCACCCUCGGUCGCUCUAGGUUACAACUCAUCUGCCUCUGUGGUCAAUGCAAUAUUCCUGAUGGUCAACAUGUUCGGAAUAAACACGCUCCGAGCAAGCCGAUUAUCCCUCAAGAUUCCUUCCAUCCAUUACACCAUUUUCACAUUGGUUGGCUUCACGUAUGGCCCCCAACAGGCGACUGUUGAGCACGCCAGAAGGUUUACAAAGGAGCUUCUCUAUGCUUUCCUUACUGGUUAUGGCAUUUCCGCAGGAGUUUCACGGUUCAUUAUUCCAGUUUCAUCGAGGAAGGUGUUCUUCGGGGAGGUGAUUGGUUUUCUGCAGAGCUGUCGGGGGCUGUUGAAGACCCAGCUUGACUUUGUUCAAGUCCUGGACCAUUUGGAGAUGUGUGAUGGCACGCCAAUGGACAGCUCCAAUUCCGAUAGAGCGAACAAAGGUGACAUGAAAGAAGAGCGAAAAGCCGUGUUUGAGAAGAAACUUGGCGCUUUGAAGGCAGCAUCGGGGAGUAUUCUUGCUUUACAAGCCAAGCUUCGAGAUGAUGUGCUGUUUGCAGAGAGAGAAACUGCAUACGGAUAUCUUACCGAAACAGAUAUCCGCAAGAUAUACGACCUAUUACGAGAUAUCACGCUCCCAGUCUCAGGCCUAUCAACAAUUGGAGAUAUUGUGGAGAGAAUGAGCGAAGCAAGUGAAUUGCCUAAAACAGCUUCCGGAACCAGUUUUGGCGGCUUCUCCCAGGAUGACCGGGAAGAGUGGCAAAACAUGAUCGAGGAAGUAAACGGAUCAUUCGACAGAAUGAUCACAGUUCUGGACGAAAGUAUUCUUCACAUCUUGAUCUCCCUCAAGUUCAUACCCCCACCAACAGCGACACCUGAGGAUAUCGAGAAAGGUCUUACAAAUCCUCAACCAGGGCAUAUAGGGUUCGGCGAUUUCCUACUACGGAGCACUGAAGAGUUUCGAGAGCAAAGAUCCACCCAUUUGCGUCUCUGGGCAGAACAGAGGGGUCUCAGCUCCGUUUUCCAGACGACAACAAAACAUUACACAAGCCCAUCGAAAGACCCCAAGAAAGAUAGAUCAGUGCUGAAAAGCGUUUCCAGUGAGGUGAGUACUUCUAAAAGAUUACAUGUAGUUCUGUACAUGGAAUACUUGCUCUACUCUGUCUGUAUGGCUAUUCUGAAGCUUGUACGAUAUGCCGAAGCGAAGGCUACAGACGGAACAUUCAAGAAAAAGCGUAUUAUUGUGCCAAAACUCAAGACAAUUAUCCAAUGGGUCAGGGGACUCAUCACCGGAGAGGAUGCAGACCCAACAGCGAAUGUUGACCAAUCUGCUGGCGUCGAAGCUGUGUACAUCGGAGACUCAUUCCGAGCAUCAAAAGAUCCUGAGCAUCUUCCCCCGAAGACACUCUGGCAACGCUUUGGAAACUACUUUCGAUACAUACCAAAGUUCUUAGGCUCUGAUGCUGUUAGGUUUGGUGUCAGAGUCACUAUUGCCGUGAUGAGUAUCGCUGUCAUGUGCUAUGUUAGGCAGACCCAUAAGUUCUUCAUCAGACAAAGGGUGGUCUGGUGCUUGGUUAUGAUUGGAAUUGGGAUGAAUUCUUCUUCAGGGAGUGCUAUCUUCAUUUUGCUGGGAAAUCUGGUGGUAACCUUUAUCGGCAUGAUCGGAGCCUACAUCAACUGGUAUAUUGUGGAUCAGAAGACAGCAGGGGUCAUCGUGCUGUUCCUUUCUUCUUGA